Molecule: messenger RNA, 1721 nt
Organism: Silurus meridionalis
Lineage: Eukaryota; Metazoa; Chordata; Actinopteri; Siluriformes; Siluridae
Gene: sla2b
Product: Src like adaptor 2b
Exons: 8
Coding region: 324-1112 (262 amino acids)
Molecular function (GO): protein binding
Source: RefSeq, a predicted model, not a curated record
GUGUUUUUCAUAUCUGUGAAACACAGCAGGAUUGCCAGUUUCUUAGAGCACAUGCAUCUUGCUACUGCAGGAUUCAUCAAACGCUGCCUUCAUUCGAGGCCUGAAUUUAAAGUCACCUUGUGUCUCUAACUUCACACUUGUCUACCAGUCUGACUUACCACAUCAUCUACAGGGGCAGGAGUGAGUUGUUUUUAAGACUUUUUUUGAUGUUUUUGUAAAACUCGAUCAUAAACCAGUCAAAAGGCGCUGCCACUGAGGAGAAACAACAGGCAUCACUAACUUGGCAGAGAAAUGAGUCUGCAGUUCUGUUGAUCAGGAGCAUAAUGGGCAGCAGGCCAAGCAAAGGGAGAAGAAGCAGCAUCCCUCACGCAUCUCGACUCGAUUCGGAUGAGCUCGCUGAGCACCACACCAUGGAUAGUAGGUAUGCCCUGGUUUCUCUGUUUAACUACCCAUCAGGAGUUCCAUCAGACGCUCAGAUCAGAUUUGGGGAGAGACUCAACAUGCUUUCUGAUGAAGGCGAGUGGUGGAAAGUGAGCUCUUCAGCUACAGGAGUGGUGAGCUACAUCCCCAGCAACUACACGUGUAAAGUGUUUAACAGGUGGCAGUUUGUAGGUCUCAGUAAACAGAAGGCAGAAGAGCUGCUUCUCAGCCCUCAGAAUCAUCCUGGAUCUUUUCUCAUUAGAGAGAGCCAGAGCAUACCUGGUGCUCACUCGCUCUCAGUGCGGUUCGAGCGUCAGUCCAUCAAACACUACCGUAUACGAAGCAUAGAGAACGGCUGGCACUUCAUCUCCCCCAGACUCACUUUCCCUACGCUCACUCACCUCGUCGAGCACUAUUCUGAAGUGUCUGAUGGCCUUUGCUGUAUAUUGAGAGAGCCGUGCUUCAUUCAAGGCUCCAACAACGUUCCAGUUGUGAGUGGCCCGCCUCCUGUCUCAGUCAGAAAACCCACCAUCAACUGGAAAGAUGUCAGCAGCUCAAUGAUCUUUGGGCCCCCAAAGGAAGGAGUUGAAGAGUCGUUUGUCAGCGAGGGGCUGAAGCAAUCCAUUAACUCCUACCUUUACAUGACUGAAAAUGGCGAAUGUGGAGAAUGUGCCGGAAACUGGGACACGUGACCUCACAGCACGUGUGAAAGAAAGGAGACGAGUUAAGGCCGAGACUGACGGCUAGACUUUACUGUUCCUCUGUUUCUGCUCAGACAAGCUUCCCACUGACACACACACACACACACAGAUCAGAGGAAAGGCUUGGGCACGGACAGUACAGGAGUAUGGUAAAGACAAAUGGUUUAGCAGAAGUGCAGAACAUUUGGAAAUGAAGACACAGUAGUUUCCUGUACUCCAGACUGUAUCAGUCCCUCUUUACUCAUCACACUUGUUCCAGUGUGGGUGAUGGAGAUUUCAGCAUCACAGAUUUCUGUGUGGACUUUUUCCUGAGGAUGUGAUCAACAAACAGAGAUACAGAAGUGGGAGGCUCAAAGCCACUUGUAUUACGCAAACACUUCUCAAACUUUCUCAGCUUUCAUGGAUUAGAGAGAGUGAGUGAAAGGGCGGUGAGACCAUAAUGGUAGACUCAAAAGUUUUAUCUUUUGCUUAUAAAAAAAAAAAGUUUUUUUAUUUAACAUUUACAGAUCAUCUGUAAAUUCACUGUGUUCUUUGUACAGAUUGUUGAUUGUCCCAACACUGCAGUCACGUGUUAUUUAAUGCUGCUUAAAGAAAAAAGCU